Molecule: messenger RNA, 3420 nt
Organism: Calidris pugnax (ruff)
Lineage: Eukaryota; Metazoa; Chordata; Aves; Charadriiformes; Scolopacidae
Gene: SREK1IP1
Product: SREK1-interacting protein 1
Exons: 5
Coding region: 1-645 (214 amino acids)
Molecular function (GO): zinc ion binding; nucleic acid binding
Source: RefSeq, a predicted model, not a curated record
AUGGUCGAGAAAGGAAGGUGCCGGCAGGUCACCCACCGCCCAGCCUCCACGCGCGGCUACGCUUCGCCUCCAGCGCUUCCUACUGCCCCGAACCUCCCGCCAUCUUGGGCGCCUCUACGCAGCUUGGGGAGGCGGUUGCCCGAGCCAGGAGGAAGAACGAAGGGAUUAGUCCUCUUUUCUCUUUCAGGUGGAAAUAAGGAUAACAUCAGAGCAGGAUGCAAGAAGUGUGGAUAUCCUGGUCAUCUGACAUUCGAAUGUCGAAACUUCCUCCGAGUAGAUCCUCAAAGAGAUAUUGUUUUAGAUGUCAGCAGCACUAGCAGUGAAGACAGCGAGGAAGAAGAACUACAGAGAUUGCAAGCCAUGCGUGAAAAAAAGAAUUUAAAUGAGGAGGAAGAAAAGAAGAAACAAAAAAGAAAAAGCAAAGAAAAAACAAAAUUAAAGAGACCAAGGAAAAGAUCUUCCUCAUCAAGUGCGUCUGAAGAGGAUGGGCAAAAGUCAAAAAAACAAAAGUCACACAAAAAAGAAAGGGAAAAGGAAAAAAAGAGUAAAUCUAAGAAAGGAAAACACCGUAAAAAGGAGAAAAAGAAGAGACGAAAGGAAAAAAGUUCAUCUUCUGACAGUUCAGACAGUUCUAGUAGUGACUGAGGUGCUGGCCUAUUUUUGCGUUCACUUCUGCAGAGAAUAUGAUUUUCUUUUCAAAUCAAAUUUAUUUAUGCUUUGCAAUGCUGUUGUUUUAAAAUGAGAUAUAUAUAUUUUUAAGAAAUCUAUUUGCAAAUAUCAGUGCUUCAAAUUAUUAAAUGAACCAUUUGGUAAAAAAUCUGCUCCUCUAUUUCACGUUUGUUGAUACUGAGCCAUGCAAGUUUAACUAGUUCUUCACUCUUAUUCUUAGUUCAGUUGUGAUUAGCUGUGUCUGGAGUCCCUCACACUAGGAUGUGGUAAACUUCAGUUUGCAAGUUUUUGUGUAGAAAGAUUUGGACUUGAAUAUGCUUAAUGUCACAGUGGCUAAAUCAAAUUGGAAAUUAAAGUGAGACUUUCUAUGAUGUUAUUCUUUAAAUAAUUGUAUGUUUUGCAUAACAUUUUCUACUUACAUUAAUCAGUAAGUGCAAAUACGAAAUAGAGUUUGAGUCCAGAGAAGGGAAAGAAGGAGCAAUGAGGAGCUAAAAGAGAUUGCUCCUUCAAAAUUAUCUUCUAAAAUCGAUCUCGUCACAGACUGUGAAACACCAUUACUCGUUCUUUUGGCAAGAUCACUGUGGGCAAGCUGAAAACAAACAAAAGCUAUUCAUUUAUCAAAGUCCUUUCUUUCUGCCUAGGUCUUGUUCUUUGACAUAGAUACAAAGUGCCACUUCCUAACACUAGAUGACUGUCCAGCAAGAUUGUUUCCAAAGUUCUAAGGACCAUGUUAAUACAGUAUGUGGUGAUUAAUGCCUACAUGAACCAAACCAGGAAAUUCAAAGACUGACAAUUGGCAAGAAUUGUGAAGCCUCCACUCAUUCUAAUAAAAUCCCCAUUGAAAAGUUAAAAACCAACCAACCAACCAACCAAACCUCUUGCAGAAUGUAAGCAAUCUAUCAUGUUGAAGUGGGUAGCAAAAUUUACCAUUUGAUAUCAGAAGCAAUGUUAAAUAUGUCAAAAUUUUAUAACUGGGUUCUGGGGUAUCCACUUUUGAGCAGAUUUUAAUUGUCAAAUCCUACCCCAGAAAUGCCUGAACCUCAAAGUGCCUACAUUUGCAGCUUGUUGACAAUGUUGUUCUUGCCUGUGGUUUCGGGGCUUUUUUUGUGCUGAGACACAGACCUGCUUCCCCCUCAGCAGCUUGGCCUACAGCUGCAGUGUAAGUCUUAGGGGAGUCAAAGUAUGAGGAAAAACACCACCUAAGCUUUCUUAACAAUAGUAUCCAUUGACUGUGUUUUCUACAGUGGGUUAGGUCAUUGAGUCAAUACAAAAUGUUUUACAGUAUUUUAAUGGUUGCUGCAUUUGUCCUGAAAGUGAGAUAUCUAGAUCUAACUCUUGCUUUCAAACUUUUAUGUCUCAGACCAGUACUCUUAUCGCUGGGCAACUUGUGCUGUAGAUGCUAUCCUAGGGAACAUUAAAGAUCAAAAUACUCACGGAAGCCACAGAACAAAGAGAAAUAAUCUGUAACCUUCUAUGUAGGCCUUUCAGUAGAGGAUGGCAAGAGUCCUUGCAUCUGCUCUUUUUCUUACUGGCUUUGGCCCAAUCUAAUUUUUCAUAUCAUAUAUUGUGAUUUCUGGGAUGUGCUUGGAUGAUAUAACUGAAGAGAGACUGGUCUCUUCAAUUAGCUGAUGCCUGUGCAAAGUAUGAAGAACAUUUCUUUUGUAAGUACUAAUUUAACAGAUUUUGCCGUGUUUAUUCUAGUCUUCUUAGUGUUGCUUUGGCUAUUAGAGCUUAUUUUUGACUGAGUUAAUUCUCUAAGCCAGUUACACUGUAGAGUGCAAUGGGGGGACUUGUGGGAUACUAAGCCAGUACUGUUGCCAAAGGAAAUAUUUAAUCAAGCCACAGCUUAAGACACAACUCAUUGUGAAUUUCUUUUUCCCCUAAAAUGUUCCUUACUUAAUGAGGAUGGAAGGAUUAUUGGGGUUAGGGGAAUUCAGAACAUGUAUGUAAUUUUCCCAUGACUUUCCAAUGGUCUCCUGAUGAUGCCAACUCUGAGGAAUGGGUUAUUUGUUUCUUGAUCUUUUAAAGCUUCAUCUGAAAGCAUGGAACUGAAGGGAAAUUUACUGACCUUUCUAUACCAGAAUGGCCAAAGAGUUUAUUAAAUAACCCUUAUUAGAGUUAAUAUGUCUCUGGGUGUAAGUAUAAUUUAUACAUCAAAUUCUAUUUAGUGACAAAUUAGAGAAUGGAUAGAGGCUUAAAGUUCAGAAAAAGCAACUGGUAUGUAUUUUAGUAGUGCUCCUUAUACUUUUGCGUGCUUUCAAAUAGCCUUUUUAGAUUCUAGCUCUAAUUGCUGAAAUCAAAAGAUUGCCUAUCUAAAUGAUAGUACAAUUAAUUACCUUCCAUGUAGCAUUACAGCAGCUAUUUGUAGUAGUUGCAAUGGUAAUUUGUGCAAAAGUGUAAGGCAUGAAUUUCAGUGUUCAUGUUUUGGCACUUGUUACUGGUGUAUGUAGAUUUUUAUAUUGGAAAAAGGCUUUUCUAACUAGAACAAUUUAAAUACCUUUAUUGUCUCAAUUCAUGCAUUUAUGUAAUAGAGAAUAUAAUGUAUCGGCUUAUUUUUCAGGCCACGCUCCCAUUUUUUUUUACAAAGAUGUGCAUUAAAGUCAAUAGAUUUUGCCACAGAGAUGCUCAGGAUUGCAGGUAUAUUAACUGAUACAUUGAGGAGAUGCUGCAAUGAACAGUUCUCUGUCAAGUUAAUAUUUGCUAAUCUUUAAAAGUGAUAUAAAAAUAAAUAUGAUUGUUUUUCUUAUUUGA